Rosa chinensis is the source of this 1502-nucleotide messenger RNA. RefSeq names its product quinone oxidoreductase PIG3-like. NCBI's taxonomy places the organism in Eukaryota, Viridiplantae, Streptophyta, Magnoliopsida, Rosales, Rosaceae. Bases 144 to 1229 code for a protein of 361 amino acids. Gene Ontology annotation, molecular function: zinc ion binding; oxidoreductase activity. The record is from RefSeq and is a predicted model, not a curated record. The transcript is spliced from 6 exons.
UUAAAAGACAAAAUUCUGUAUUGAUCAUCUAUUACAUUCAUUCUCCGCCACUGAUAAAGGUGAUCAUCUCCAACUCCAGGAGGUAGCUAGAGAGAAAAAAGAGCUAGCUCUAAGUCAGUGAAGACCAUAUUAGCAACAAGAAAAUGAAAGUUAUAGUAGUAACAAGUCCAGGUGGUCCGGAUGUUCUCAAAGAAAUCGAGGUGCCUGAACCAGAACUACAGGACGAUGGAGUCCUGAUAAAGGUGGCGGCCACCGCCCUGAAUGAGCCUGACCUUACCGCGAGGACGAGGUCUUUGCCGCCGAUGCAAAGGGAGUACCUAGGUCUGGAAUGUGCCGGAACGAUCGUGAAAGUCGGGAAAGACGUCCAGCGAUGGCAAGUCGGCCAAGAGGUGUGUGCUGUUCUUAGUGGAGGAGGAUACGCUGAGAUGGUAGCUGUUCAAGAAGGAUUGGUAUUUCCUAUCCCCAAAAGUAUUUCUGUGGAGGAGGCUGCUAGUUUCCCUCAAGUGGCUUGUAGUGUUUGGGCCGCACUUUUUAUGGAAAACAAGCUAUGUUUUGAAUAUUGGUUACCCGCUGGUAGGAACAGUCGGCUAAUUGCCGGUGAAACUAUAUUGGUUCAUGGGGGAUCCGGGGGAAUUGGUUCAUUUGCAGUACAGUUAGCAAAAGCCCGGGGUGUAAAGGUGAUUGUCACAGCAGGUAGUGACAAGUUAGAGUUCUGUAAGACACUUGGAGCUGAUGCAUGCAUCAGUUUCAAUUACAAGGACAAGGAAGAUGACUUUAUUGAAAGGGUAAAUAGAGAAACAGAUGCCAACAAAGGUGUUGAUGUCGUCUUGAGUAGCCUCCCGAUUGAAUACAUGCCAUGGAACCAUGCCUGUGUUAAGCAAGGUGGGACAGUUAUUAAGAUCAAUGGUUGUUGGAUGCUACCAAAAGAUACUCGUGCUCGCACUCCACAGCCAAAAAAAGUGAAUUCUGAGCUUCAGGCGAACUUCAACAUAGGAGUGGCUGGCUUUCGGUUUAGAAAGCUAGAAGAGAGAGCAAAAGUUGUCGAGGAGGUACAGAAGCAUGUGUGGCCAUUAAUAGAAGUUGGUAAGGUAAAACCUGUUGUGCAUCAUCGUUUUCCAUUCGCUAAAGCAGCAGAGGCUCACCGGCUCAUGGAGAGUGGCAAGCAUUUUGGAAAGAUCCUGCUUAUUCCUAAUGACAGAUUUGAGAAUUCAAGGAUAGAACAGAGUUAGAGAGGAGAAGUUGGAAAAACUUGGGGAUGAUUUAAAUGGGCGACUUCAAUUGCAGGAAUCUAAUUGCAGUUAGUAAAUUGCAAAGACUUUCAUGAGCAAGAUUUAGACCAAGUACAUUAGCAAAUUUUAUGUUUGAACAAAUUAGCUGCAUAUACUGAGCAAGACUUCUUUUAUCCCUUUCCUGACUGUUGAGAAUUAGGAAUCUUUAUUGUAUGCAUUGAUGUAUUGGUUUAUCAUCAUCAUCAUGAAAUUUGCUGCGUAUUCCUUGGUUUA